Molecule: messenger RNA, 2199 nt
Organism: Polypterus senegalus (gray bichir)
Lineage: Eukaryota; Metazoa; Chordata; Cladistia; Polypteriformes; Polypteridae
Gene: gskip
Product: gsk3b interacting protein
Exons: 3
Coding region: 117-515 (132 amino acids)
Biological process (GO): regulation of canonical Wnt signaling pathway
Cellular component (GO): cytoplasm
Molecular function (GO): protein kinase A binding; kinase regulator activity
Source: RefSeq, a predicted model, not a curated record
ACGAAUGAGCUCAAUUAAGUCUGGAGAAUCAGAUCUGUUCACAAGUGCGCAUUACGAAACUGGAUAUUCAGUUUAAAACCACACAGCUGUAGGAGACAGAGACAAACGUCAAGAUAAUGGAAGUUGAUUGCAACCAGUGCGAUUCACCCAAAACUACUUUUGAAGACACUAUUGAUGCUGCAGAUGUUAAGGAUAUGAGGCUGGAAGCUGAGGCAGUGGUCAAUGAUGUUCUGUUUGCCGUAGCAGACAUGCAUGUGUCUAAAAUCCUCCAAAAUGCUGUGGAUGUAGCAUACAUCAAUGUGGAGAUUAAAGAAGGGAAUCGUUACUGUUUAGAGCUGACAGAGGCUGGACUCCGGGUAGUAGGAUAUACAUUUGACCAUGUGGAUGAGAGUACAAUAGCACAUUAUCAUGAGACAGUAUACUCCCUGUUGGAUUCCCUCAGUCCAGCCUACAGGGAAGCAUUUGGAAAUGCCCUGCUUCAGCGUUUGGAAAGACUAAAACAAAAUGGACAGUAGUAACAGUAACUGUCUCUUGAGCAUUUACUAUUCCAGACAGUUAAAGAGUAAUGGGUAUUCACUGUGGAUAUGAGAAGACAGACAAAAAUAUCAAGAAACCCUUCCAGGCCAACUGCUUAAAUUUUAUGUUAUUGUUUUACAGUUCAUCACUACCAUGACAGUCAACAUCUUUUUGUUCUACAAAAAUAUUGUAUUUCAUUUAGUUGUGUGCAUUUUGGAUCAUUUACAUAAAUACACAGCAGAUGUAGAAUUAAGGCCAGCAGUCUGGAAUAGCAAGAGCUAGUAUAUCCACCUUAAAGGAGGAUGUAAUAUAUGAUGUUCUUGCACAUUUUUGAAGGUGUAGCAGUCUUUUGCUCUCCUGUAUGUUUUGUGAGGCAAACCGCACUAAUGUUUUGGGGACUGACCUCAUGAAAAAUGUCGAUAUGCUUAUCUGUAUGCUAAACAGUGAUGUGCACAUUAAAACUGUUCUUUUUGCAUACAGAAAUAUGGCUUUGUAGUAAUGAAAAAGAAACAUUUUAAUUUUGUGAACUGAUCAUCGGGAUAGAGUUGUACCAAAUAGUACUUUUUUUUUUUUUUAAACAGAUAAUAAUUUUAUUGGAUAUUUGCCUUAAAUUUGAUUCUGUUUUUUAAUGUUUGUGCUUUUAAUUUGUGUAUGAGAAAAAAAAAUCUCUUUCUGUAUAUUAAAGCACAUAUCAAAAAGAGUGGCUUGAUCUUUCAGCUGCUUGGUUUGGAUACAUUGAAGUAAUGGUUGUGUAUGCUAAAUGGGAACGUAUGAUUCAAAGAGUAAAACCACUGCAGAUCUUAGUUUUUCCAUAAAAUGUGUUUUCUUUAAUAGUAAAGGCAUUACAUGUUACAAGAAUUUAGGUUUAUUUGGAUUAGCUUCUAGUUUUCAUCAACUCACACUCUACAUAUGCUACUAGUGCCACAGUAAACUGAAAAAAUCCUUUUAGUCAAAAACGAUUGGCUUUUACAUUCAAGUACUGUAUAAAUAUAGGUAUGGUCAAAUUAUUAAUGGAAAAAAGGAAGCAGCAUGAAAAUAUUUUUCACUUUUAAUUCCUUUUUUUCAUAUACACAAAAAAUGAAAUUAAGAUUCUUCUGCCUAGUAUGGUUCAAAUAAGGCUUAAUAUUUUUCCUAGAUCAAUACUAUGUGUUUUUUGUUGGUAUUCCCUGAAUUUGUAUUUUCAGCUGCAGUGGUUUGCAUUCUUCUAUAUGUGAUUGCUUGUGAAAGUUUAAUUUUCAAAUUUAGCAGUGUUCAAUAAAUUUGAAAUAUUAAGCGGGUUUGAGAAUGUAUGUAUGCAUAUUUAAACCAAAAAAAGCAUCUUAAGAAAUAAAGGAAAAAAAAAAUGUAAAUCUUUCUUCUUUAAAGCAUGAGUCACUACACCAGACAGUUAGAGUAAUGGUUAUUACUGUAAAUAUGAGAAGACAGACAAAAAUGUCAAGAGAUGCUUCCACUUGUUUUAGAAAACAAAAAUGUCAAGAGAUGCUUCCACUUGUUUUAGAAAACAAUAAAAAAAGUAUACUUUUUAUAGCUUAUUAAAAAUGGGAAACAAAAUACCAUUAUAGCUGUAUUGCAGUUGCAAUACACCCGUACCCUUAUUUAAACUGGACACUGUGUCCCAAUCCUACACAAAGAAAAGUGACAGUAAGCCCUCUUAAAGUACUGCUGCAGUAUAGACUGCAGCUG